Messenger RNA from Spodoptera exigua (beet armyworm), 3673 nucleotides. Lineage: Eukaryota; Metazoa; Arthropoda; Insecta; Lepidoptera; Noctuidae. The record is from the annotation of a GenBank genome assembly.
GUCUAUGUAAAGGUGCAUUUUUUAUCUGCAUCUAAAGUAAGUCAAAAUAUAUAAUUAUUCCAUUUAUCGUGUAAUUCGUGUAAUUCACAAUAGUGUUUCAAACUCUUAUUGGAAUAAUUUACACAUGAAUCCAACAAGUUAAAUGGACUGAAUUAAAACUGGGUAAUAAUUUACAUUGGCCAAAUUGGCAACACUAAAUCGGUGAUUGACGUGUCGGGUGUCGUCCGAUUAAUUUCUCAUUUAAUUGAAUCAACAUCUUUAUUACAAAAAAUAGAUAAUUGUGAUCAUCCACGAUGAGUCGCCGUGAUAAAAAGGAAGACGAGGAUAGUGGUAGUACUUUCCAAAAUUUGGACAAGACUACUCUUUUACAAGAGUCGAGAUACUUUAACUCAACACCAGUGAACCCGAAAAAAUGUAUACAUAUCCUUACAAAAAUCUUGUAUUUGCUAAAUCAAGGAGAAAAACUGACUACUCAAGAAGCUACUGAUAUAUUUUUCGCAACCACUAAGUUGUUUCAAUCGAAAGAUGUGGUGUUGCGCCGCCUUGUAUACCUAACCAUAAAGGAACUUAGUCCCAUGGCACAAGAUGUUAUUAUUGUAACAUCGUCUCUUACUAAAGAUAUGACUGGCAAGGAAGAUUUGUACCGCGCUGCAGCCAUUCGCGCUCUGUGUACAAUCACAGAUAGCACUAUGUUGCAAGCAAUUGAGCGCUACAUGAAACAAGCCAUCGUAGACAAGAAUCCUGCAGUGAGCUCUGCUGCUCUGGUGUCGGCUCUUCACUUAUCAGCUACCGUGCCUGACCUAGUACGGCGCUGGGUGAUGGAAGCACAGGGUGUCAUUACAUCUGAUAAUGCAAUGGUGUCAUACCAUGCUCUGGCAGUGGUUGCAGGAGCUCGACGCAAUGACCGCCUUUCUACAGUGAAACUUGUAACAAAACUAGCCCGGACACCGCUCCGUUCACCUUAUGCUCUUUGUCUUCUAAUACGUUAUGCAGCAAAAUUAGCUGAGGAAGACCAAAGUGAUGCCUCAGAAGUUUAUGUGGACUUUAUUGAAUCCUGCUUGCGUCACAAGUCUGAGAUUGUAGUCUAUGAAGCUGCACAUGCGAUUGUAAAUUUGAGGAAGUCUGCUCGUGAUCUUGCUCAAGCUGUUUCUGUGCUGCAAAUAUUUUGUGGUUCUUCCAAGGCAACAAUGCGCCUAGCUGGUGCUCGGACACUUGCUAAACUAACAGCAAAACAUCCAAAUGCAGUAGCAGCCUGUGCAGUUGACUUGGAAAAUUUAAUUUCAGACCCAAACCGCUCCGUUGCCACAUUAGCUGUGACUACCCUUCUAGCAACAGGAGCUGAGAGUUCUAUCGAUCGUCUAAUGAAACAGAUCUCUAGCUUCAUGUCAGAAAUUUCAGAUGAAUUCAAAAUUGUUGUGGUACGUGCAAUUAGGCGCUUGUGCUCUAAAUACCCACGUAAACAUCAAUCACUUGCCGCAUUUCUGGCUGGUAUGCUUCGUGAUGAAGGAGGAUUGCAAUAUAAAACUGCUAUUGCUGAUGCAAUAAUUGCUCUUGUAGAAGAAAAUCCCGAUGCAAAAGAAACAGGCUUGGCUCACCUAUGUGAAUUUAUUGAAGACUGUGAGCAUGCGUCGUUAGCUGUGCGUAUAUUGCAUAUUUUGGGGCGCGAGGGUCCAAAAGCUCGUCAGCCAUCCAGAUACAUUCGAUACAUUUAUAAUAGAGUGAUUUUGGAGUCUGGUCCAGUACGCGCUGCCGCUGUAUCUGCUGUUGCCCGUUUUGGUGCAGCUCGUCCAGAGCUAUUUCCUAAUAUAAGCGUCCUUUUGGCUAGAUGUCAAUUAGAUGAUGAUGAUGAAGUACGAGAUCGUGCUAUAUAUUAUAGCGCAAUAUUAGAUUCUGGUGAUGCUCAACUCAUCAAUGAUUAUAUUAUCAAUGUCCCCAUUCCUAAUCCUGUUCUCCUAGAAAGGGCAUUACAGGAUUAUCUUGAUUCUGAUGGUGAUUUGUCUGAACCUUUCAAUUUAGCCACAGUUCCUACUCUGGCGGAGGAGACACAAGAACCAAAGGAGGCUCCUGUUGAAAUUGAAUCACGAGCACCGAUUGUAUCUCGUGAAGAGCAAUAUACUGAUCAAUUAAAGGUCAUUCCUGGCAUUGAAAAACUUGGACCAAUAUUUAAAACAUGUGAGUCUAUUGACUUGACUGAACCAGAAACUGAGUACCGAGUUCAAUGCGUGAAACAUAUUUUCGCUCGUCAUUUGGUCUUCCAAUUUGAGUGUCUGAAUACAUUGAGCGAUCAACUUCUGGAAAAAGUGCACAUACGAUUGGAAGCUGCGCCUGGUUACAAAAUGUUAACUGAAGUUCCUUGCGAACAAUUGCCUUAUGACAAACAAGGCAGCGUAUUUUGUGUUCUUGAAUUUCCUGAAAAUCCGAUUGAAACUUUGGGAACUUUUGGCGCUACAAUGGAGUUUGUGGUUCGCGAUUGCGAUCCCACGACUGGCUUACCAGAUUCAGGAGAAGGAUAUGCUGAUACUUACCCAUUAGAGGAAAUAGAAGUAAGUUGUGCUGAACAAUUCAGGACACGUGCAGCUUCUGAUGACUGGGAAGCAACUUGGGAAAGGGCUGCCUCUGCAGAAGAAGCUUGUGACACUUUUGGCCUAUCUCAGUCCGACGUAGGAGGAGCUGCCAAAGCCGUAUGUGAACAUUUAGGGCUACCGAAAGGUGCCAUCUCAGGAGACGCAGUUAAGGAAAUCCGCGGUGGCGGUGUUUGGCGCGGUGGAACGCCCGUUCUCGUCAGAGCUCGGCUGGUCCUGGCUGGAGGAGCGGUAACUAUGCAAUUAACAGCCCGCUCUCCUCGCGAAGAUAUUGCUACACUAUUGUUGGCUGCCGUCGGUUAGUGUUAUUUAAGAAGCAUUUGUAAUCCUAGUGUUAGCUCGUGCCUUUCCUCGAAAAAAAAUCAGAGUGAGUUUUGAGGCAAAAGUAAACCAGUAAAUGAAUACAAUUUAUUAUUCCUUGCCGUAACUUUAUGUGUAAAGUUAACUUUCAUAUUGCGAGUAUACCACCAGCAAAACAUAAAAAAUAAGAAAAUUGACUAAUUUCUUGUAUGUUAAAUUAUAACAUUAGGUACUAUCUAAAACUCACUCUGCUAAAUCUUUAUAUAUUAUAUCUUUGUGAGUAGUGUAUAUGAAUGUUAAAUACCUAUACCUUCAGUGACUAUUGUUACCCUUACUGCCAUAUUUUCAUAAAAAAAAUUUGAAUGUUGUCAAAAAAUUUGUAACUCCAUAGAUUAACAUGAUUUUAAUGUAUUCGAUAUUGUGUACUGUAUAAAUGUUCUUACCAUACGUCUAUUUACGUCAACAGCAGUUAAACGAUUACGCAAUACUGAUAUUGCACUGUAUGCACGGACUCUGACCGAAACGUAAUACCCACAUACUUUUCAUAUAAACGUAUGUAGAUGAGUAGAUAAGUAACUAUGUAUUAACUCUAACAUUCUUUAUGUGUGAUAAAAUAUACCUAUAUACCUUUAAACAGAUUUUGGCACAGACUUUACAUGAAUAUACUACAAAUUUACGUGAGAUGUGACAUAAAUACUAUAUUAUACUAUUCUAUAUUUUAUAAAAAAUCUUAUCGUUGAUAUUUUAUGUAAACCGUGGCUUAAAAAUAAAGUUUAUAUUACUGACUUGUA